Molecule: messenger RNA, 3673 nt
Organism: Athene cunicularia (burrowing owl)
Lineage: Eukaryota; Metazoa; Chordata; Aves; Strigiformes; Strigidae
Gene: PTPRC
Product: protein tyrosine phosphatase, receptor type C
Exons: 30
Coding region: 231-3638 (1135 amino acids)
Biological process (GO): protein dephosphorylation; positive regulation of peptidyl-tyrosine phosphorylation; negative regulation of protein kinase activity
Molecular function (GO): protein binding; protein tyrosine phosphatase activity
Source: RefSeq, a predicted model, not a curated record
UUGAAAUCUCCAAUAAGAGAAGCAAUCCCAACAUUUAUUCCCUUUGUAAUCUACUAUAUAAUGGGCAUUUGUUAUCAAGUUGUUGAGGACUAUCUCAGUGCAUGCAGUGAGGGAAAAUGUCUUUGGUGUAUCUUACAUCAACUCCAGGAAAGGGACCACUAUCCUUUGGCACUGCCAUGAAACACACACAUGCUGUUUCAUAAGGAUACGCCUGAUUUCCAGAAAUAACCAUGUUUUUGUGGCUUAAACUCUUAGCAUUUGGCGUUGCAUUUCUGAGACAGGAUGCCUUUGUCAAAGGAGUUGAGUCAGCAGCGACUACACCUGAUGAUUACAAUUCAACAUCCUUGCACAGCACCAUCUCACCAGUCAGCAUGCCAGCAAACAUUGGGAUCAGCCCCAAUCACACAAUAGCAGCUACCACAGCAACAACUGAAGAGUCUUGUGGCUUCAGCAUAGCACGUAUAAAAGAUGAGAAUAACAUGGCUGAAGUUACACUGGCAAAUCUCACAAAAAACAGAGAAUAUGCUAUUGUGGGGACUAACAAGAUCUUUAGUGUGAAUUCCAGUACAGUAAAACUUCAGAGAUGCAUGAGAUAUAAAGUUGAAAAUUGCAAAGAAUACCUUAUUAUUCCGCCUGAGAGCAGCAAGACUCCUUUCAAGGUUAAGAAUGAAACCAGCACAUCUGCAAAGUUAUGUUGGGAAGACUCACUUAGCUGUGCUAAUGUGACUGCUAAUAUUAGUUGCAAAGAUUUAACAAACUUUAUAGCGUUUAAUCAAACUUGUAAACAGCUGAACUAUUUAUCACCCAACCAUGAGUACAACUGCACUGCUACUUUAAGGGUUUUUGAAAAGGAAUUUGUCAGCCAAAAGUUCACCAUAGAAACAGAUUAUGGUGCUCCAGAAGCACCAGAAAACCUUACAGUAGUUUGUGAUGCCAGAAAUGUAUCAGUUACAUGGGAGGAACCUAUCAAUCAUUCAAAGGGUCCUAUAGAUGGCUAUAUAGUGAAAUGCAAUAACACAGAGAACAAGAAUGUCACUGUGACUAAGUCUGAUUGCUCUAACUUAACACCUUAUGCCAGAGGUUCUGUAUCUGUGACUCCAUUUACAAAGAGCAAAUAUAAUAAUGAAGAAUUUUGGGGAAAAACUGUAAUACAUGACUUUACAACAAAAUCAGCAGAACCACAGGAAGUGACUGAUGUUAAUGCAACAUUGAUAGCUGAUAAUACUGUCCAAAUUAAGUGCAGAAGUCAAGAAGUGUAUGGAGCAAAAACAGUAUUUGAAUUGACUUGGGAAAAUGAUGGAACAAAUGCCUCCAGUGACAGUAAUUGUGAUUUUACAAAAGGAAAUCUCUUAUACUUGACAAACUAUACAUUUACGAUCUUAGUGUAUAAUGGAGAACAUAGAGGGCAUCCAGUAAAGAAGAGUAUAAGAACCAGAUAUAAUUCUAAAGCCCUGAUUAUAUUCUUGGCCUUCUUGAUUGUUGUGACAUCAAUUGCUUUACUACUCGUUCUGUACAAGAUCUAUGAUCUUCACAAAAAAAAGCUUAGCAAUUCUUCUGAAGGUGUGAACCUUGUUGCAGUUAAAGAUGAUGACAGACAACUUCUGAAUAUAGAGCCAAUACCUUCAGAGCAAUUGCUGGACACAUACAAAAGGAAGAUUGCUGAUGAAGGAAGACUUUUCUUGGAUGAAUUUCAGAGUAUUCCUAGAGUUUUCAGUAAAUUUUCAAUAAAGGAGGCCAAAAAAAGCCAUAAUCAGAACAAAAACCGUUACAUUGAUAUCCUUCCAUAUGAUCAUAACCGUGUUGAGCUCUCGGAGAUCCCAGGAGACCCAGGAUCAGAUUAUAUCAAUGCAAGUUAUAUUGAUGGCUUCAAAGAACCAAGAAAAUACAUUGCUGCACAAGGCCCCAAGGAUGAAACCACAGAUGAUUUCUGGAGAAUGAUCUGGGAACAGAAGGCAACAAUUAUUGUCAUGGUGACUCGCUGUGAAGAAGGAAAGAGGAACAAAUGUGCCCAGUACUGGCCAUCAAUGGAGAAUGGAUCUGCAACAUAUGGGGACAUCAUUGUGAAGAUCAAUGGAAGUAAAACAUGUCCAGACUAUGUCAUUCAGAAACUACACAUCACAAAUGGAAGAGAAAGAACAGCUGGAAGAGAUGUCACUCAUAUUCAGUUCACAAGCUGGCCAGACCACGGAGUCCCUGAGGAUCCACAUCUCCUUCUCAAACUCCGACGCAGAGUUAAUGCUCUUAGCAACUUUUUUAGUGGCCCAAUAGUGGUUCAUUGCAGUGCUGGUGUUGGGCGCACUGGGACAUAUAUAGGAAUUGAUGCCAUGCUGGAGGGGCUGGAUGCAGAAGGCAGAGUGGAUGUUUAUGGCUAUGUUGUGAAGUUGCGUCGGCAGCGGUGCCUCAUGGUUCAAGUAGAGUCACAGUACAUCCUUAUUCAUCAAGCACUAGUGGAAUAUAAUCAGUAUGGAGAAACAGAGGUCAGCCUCUCAGAACUGCAUUCCUAUCUUAACAAUCUGAAAAGAAAAGAUCCUCCAAGUGAUCCUUCUCUGCUGGAGGCAGAGUUUCAGAGAUUGCCUUCCUAUAAGGGGUGGCGGACACAGAACACUGGGAACCGUGAGGAAAAUAAAAGCAAAAAUAGGAAUGCCAACAUAAUUCCAUAUGACUUUAACCGAGUGCCAAUCAGGCACGAAGACGAAUACAGUAGGGAGGGUGAACAUGAUUCAGAUGAUUCCUCAGAUGAGGACAGCGACUCUGAAGAAUCAAGCAAAUACAUCAAUGCUUCUUUCAUAACUGGCUACUGGGGUCCAAAAGCCAUGAUUGCCACACAGGGACCACUGCAGGAAACUGUCUCUGACUUCUGGCAAAUGGUUUUCCAAAGAAAAGCCAAAGUCAUUGUUAUGCUGACAGAGUUGAAAGAAGGAGAUCAGGAACUCUGUGCACAGUACUGGGGUGAAGGAAAGCAAACGUAUGAUAGCAUAGAAGUUCAAACGACAGAUGUCAACUGUUGUCCUAGCUAUACCAUACGUGCAUUUGAUGUUACACAUCUGAAGACAAAAGAAACACAGAAGGUGUAUCAGUAUCAGUAUCACAAGUGGAGUGGCUUGGAUGUUCCAGAAAACCCCAAAGAUUUAGUCAACAUGAUUCUCAACCUUAAACAAAAAGUCCCAGCCAGACCAGUCACUGAGGACAACAGGAUGACCCGCAGUGUCCCGCUCAUCGUCCACUGCUGUGAUGGAUCACAGCAGACUGGUGUGUUUUGUGCUUUAAUGACACUCUUGGAAAGUGCAGAAAUAGAAGAAGUAAUAGAUGUUUUCCAAGUAGUAAAAUCUCUUCGUCGUACCAGGCUGGGAGUGGUCUCCACCUUUGAACAUUACCAAUUUCUGUAUGACACCAUUGCCAGUACCUACCCUGCACAGAAUGGACAAGUAAAGAAGAAUAGCCAACAGGAAGAUAAAGUUGAAUUUUGCAGUGAAGUAGAAAAAACAGAUCAGGAAACUGAUUUGAUCACUAUUGAUCUUAUCCCAACAACGCCAGAGGAAAAUGAGCUUUCUGAAGUAUGUGAUGAUUCUAAGGCGGUAGAUAGCACUAAGGGAAUUGAAAGCUCUACAAAUGGCCCCACAACUCCAGUUCUAACUUAAGAGGCUAAACUAAAAGAAAAGUGCUUUUUCAUGUG